CGAAACUACUUGAAUGAAGGCAAAAUAAUCAACAAAAUUAUUUAAUGGUUUAGGUUAAGAGGAAAGAAAGAAAAAAAAAAAAAAAAACAAAAAACAAAACCAGCACAACAUAUGGCAAAGUGAAGUGCUUAGUGGUGUAAAUUGUUCGGCGCGGUUUGAUAGACGUUAACAGAAAACCCCAAAUUCAGUGGCAGUGGUCAUUACAGAAGUUUUUUUUUCUGAUAGAGCAAAAUCAACAAAAAAAAAGUUAAUGAUUGUUAAUCAAGUGUUAUUUUAAACCAAAUAUUUUAAUAGUCUUAAGUGAUAUUGAACAAAAUUCCACCCCAAAACAAAUCGUUACAAAACCUUGGCAUUUUGUGUUCUUCAAGCAAAAAGAAAAAAAACGAAAAUCUCAUCACUAAUGUUAUAAUCAGCCAUAAGCGAUUGCAUAAUUGCUAGUGUCGACCAGUCAAGCAAAACCGCAUAUUUUCUUCUGUUUUUUACGAAACCAAGUAGAAAAAAAAGAAUUACGAAAAUUAUUUAAUACUGGCCACAAACCAUUUACGUUAAAGGCCAUACGAAUCGACAAAAUAACCUCUAAAAGCGCAAAGCCGAAUAUACCAUACUUGGCUGCCAUUAACCGAACAGCACGAAAGAUCCAAGUCCAAAAUCCAUUGGAGUUUUCGCAGUGAAAAUCCAAAACUAAUCAAUGUCGAAAACUCCAACAGCUAAGCUGUUAGUGAGCAGUGGAUGAUAAAGCAAAGAAUUUUUACACAAGCAUCACAAGUCUCUACAGUCCUUCGAAUAAUGUCCUUCUCUGCUGAAUAUAAAUCUCGAAUUUCAUGGAUAUUGUUUUUGGCGCUCAGCUGUUGGGUGACAAAUGCCGAUGCCCAGGAGAAGAAUCAAACCCAGGUCUAUGUGACAGAUUCAUGCCUGCAAAAACCUUUUCGCUGUCCACAUCCCAAGAUACAAUUCUAUUUGUAUACCAGACGCACUCAAGAGGAACCCGAAUUUAUAGAUGUGCUCGAUGACAAUGCCCUCUACUAUACGCACUUCAAUCCCAGACAUCAAACAAAGAUAGUCAUACAUGGAUUUGGUGGUGGUCGUAAUCUAAGCCCUAGUCCUGAUAUCAGGCAGGCCUAUUUCACCAUAGGCGAUUACAACAUUAUCAUAGUGGACUAUGGCACAGCAGUGAAAGAGCCAUGUUUAAGUCAAAUGGAUUGGUCGCCUCGCUUUGGGGGUCUUUGCAUUUCACAAUUGGUGAAAUAUUUGGCCCGACAUCCGAGGGGAGUGCAGCCGGAUGAUAUACAUUUUAUUGGCUAUAGUGUCGGGGCCCACAUUGCUGGUCUGGUGGCCAACUAUUUAAAGCCGGAGGAGGGAAAGAUUGGAAGAAUUACAGCCUUGGAUCCCACAAUUUUCUUUUAUGCCGGCACCAAUAAUUCCAGAGAUUUGGAUUCCAGUGAUGCCCACUUUGUGGAUGUGCUACAUACGGGUGCUGGCAUUUUGGGUCAAUGGCAUAAUAGUGGGCAUGCUGAUUUCUAUGUCAAUGGAGGCACACGACAGCCGGCUUGUAUAGGAUCGGCGACCAUAUUCCAAACCUUGGCUUGCGAUCAUACCAAGGUUACUCCCUAUUUUAUAGAGUCCAUUACCACGAAAAAGGGUUUCUAUGCAGGUCCUUGUCCCAAUCUCUUUACCUAUCUGAUAGGUUGGUGUGAGCCCAAGGAUUCGGAAUAUGUGCUUAUGGGUGAACAUGUCUCGCAUAAAGCCCGAGGUACCUAUUAUGUGACAACCAAUGCCAAGCCACCCUUUGCCCGUGGCUUUCCUGGCAAGGGAAGAUCGGCAGCAACUGGAGAAUAUUUGGGUGUACGAAGACGACGCCAUGCGCCCAAGUUUUGAGUUAUGAUGAUGUCACCAGGAGUUCUCUAAGUUUAGUUAACAUUUUGUGAUUUUAUUUAUAGUAAAACUCUUCCUUUUAUCCACAUCCCACCACCUCCCCCAAACUUGUCUUGUCAUUGUUCGUUCAUGCAUUGAUUUGUGUUGAAGUUUCCUUGCAAACAAAAUUGCUUUGUAAAUGUAUUUAUUUCUUUCCCUCUUAUAUAUAUGUUUAAGUUCUCCAUAAGUAUGUAUGUAUGUAUGUAUGUUUUUAAGGCAACGA
This is a messenger RNA of Stomoxys calcitrans (stable fly), 2134 nucleotides long. Its product is annotated as pancreatic lipase-related protein 2. NCBI's taxonomy places the organism in Eukaryota, Metazoa, Arthropoda, Insecta, Diptera, Muscidae. The record is from RefSeq and is a predicted model, not a curated record. Gene Ontology annotation, biological process: lipid metabolic process. The coding region runs from base 730 to 1875 and encodes 381 amino acids. Gene Ontology annotation, molecular function: lipase activity. The transcript has 4 exons.